This is a messenger RNA of Drosophila mauritiana, 574 nucleotides long. RefSeq names its product probable NADH dehydrogenase [ubiquinone] 1 alpha subcomplex subunit 12 (gene ND-B17.2). Gene Ontology annotation, biological process: mitochondrial respiratory chain complex I assembly; response to oxidative stress. Lineage: Eukaryota; Metazoa; Arthropoda; Insecta; Diptera; Drosophilidae. Gene Ontology annotation, cellular component: membrane. Bases 67 to 495 code for a protein of 142 amino acids. The record is from RefSeq and is a predicted model, not a curated record. The transcript is spliced from 5 exons.
UAUUUCUAGCUGUUGGUUUUUUCCUAUCCUGGCCACACUGCAGAUUGACUUUGUUUUUGUUUCAACAUGGCAAAGUUUUUGGGCAUCAACCGGCUGACCAAGCUGUUCCAGAUCGUCCGCGAAGCCGGAGGACUGAAGCAAGCGUACCUGAAGCUCUAUAGGAACGAUGAUCUGAAGAUCGGAACCUUGGUGGGCAUCGACAAGUACGGAAACAAGUACUUCGAGAACCCGUACUACUUCUACGGCCGCAACCGCUGGAUCGAGUUCGCACCCCACGUCAACAUGGACUACGAUGGCUCCAUGAUUCCCGCCGAGUGGUACGGCUGGAUGCACUAUAAGACCGAUCUGCCUCCCAUUCGCGAUGGAUGCCGCCCCAAGCACAAGUGGAUAGCGGACCACAGCGAGAAUCUUUCCGGCACCAAGGAGGCCUACUACCCCUACUCCACAACACCCAACAAAGUGGAGGCCUGGGAUCCCAAGUCGAAGAAACAGUAGUGUGGCAUAGCUUAUAAUUAAUUUUAAAUUCAAGUGCAAAUGGCUGCGAGUUAAUAAAUCCAAUUUCGUUGACUCGGCA